Messenger RNA from Trachymyrmex cornetzi, 1666 nucleotides. Its product is annotated as GTP-binding protein Di-Ras2. Gene Ontology annotation, cellular component: membrane. Gene Ontology annotation, molecular function: GTP binding; GTPase activity. The transcript is spliced from 3 exons. NCBI's taxonomy places the organism in Eukaryota, Metazoa, Arthropoda, Insecta, Hymenoptera, Formicidae. Gene Ontology annotation, biological process: signal transduction. The coding region runs from base 85 to 675 and encodes 196 amino acids. The record is from RefSeq and is a predicted model, not a curated record.
UUGUCUCAUCCCCUGCAUCGUCCUCUCUCUCUACGCGGACCCCGAGUGCCGGGGGUUUACGUCGCCGGGACGGCAGAUGUCAGGAUGCCGGAGCAGAGUAACGACUAUCGUGUGGUCGUAUUCGGGGCGGGCGGCGUUGGCAAGAGUUCCCUCGUGCUGCGCUUCGUGAAGGGGUCCUUCCGCGAGUCCUACAUUCCGACCAUCGAGGACACCUACAGACAGGUGAUAAGUUGCGAUAAAAACAUAUGCACACUUCAAAUUACGGAUACAACGGGGUCCCAUCAGUUUCCCGCUAUGCAGCGACUCUCCAUAAGCAAAGGUCACGCCUUCAUCUUGGUGUACUCGGUGUGCUCACGGCAAAGUCUCGAGGAGCUACGACCGAUCUGGGCCGUGAUAAGGGAACUCAAGGGCCAAGAUAUCUCGCAGAUACCUAUUAUGUUGGUCGGGAAUAAGUGCGAUGAGAGUCCAUCGGUGCGUGAGGUGUCGAUGAGCGAGGGCGCGGCUGAAGCGGCCAACUGGGGCUGUGGCUUUCUGGAGACCUCGGCCAAGACGAAUCACAACGUGGACGCCCUGUUUCGAGACUUGCUCACCCUCGAGAAGAACCGCUCGGUCUCGUUACAGCCGGUGCAGAGCAACAACGCGAUAAGACUUAAGGAGAAAUGUGCCGUUAUGUAAAAAUCCACGCUCCGAUCCGCAUCGCGUACUCGUAUAUAUCCGACGAGGACGAGGACGAGGACGACGACGAUAGGGUAUACUUGCGAUCGCGGCGCGGCGAGGCCCUCCGGGAAAAAAAAAUAGCUGGCAUCGGAUCCGUCAUCCUUCGAGACGGGGCCUCGCCGCUAUCCGCCGCUGAUAUUCCAAAGCCGGUUUCGCCAACGACGGACGACUUGUUCGCGACUUGUAUCCCUGAUGGCGGCUUCCGCACGUCUUCAUCUCAUCAAAAGGUUUACGGCGCGUCAUACCUACUUGUUAUGUUCGUACGAACGCGCGGGCCUAGAGAAUAUCUUUGCGAAACUUCGAAUUUUAAAAAUAACUUUUAAGGAUCCUAAGAGAAAGUUUUUAGAAUUUUCAAUUCCGAGAACGUUUCUGGGCCUUGAUGGGUCAAUUAAGGGUGCGACCUGAGGAAGACAGGAGGCACUUUUAGUCGACGAACGCGAAAGAAUUAACUCGAAUUCAUGUGUGCGUUGCUCGUCGAUGGUGAAGCCUUUUUAUUUUUAAGUUACGAUACUUUACGCAAUUAGACCGCUCUCGACCGUGUAUGAUUUCUCCGCGCUCGAUGAUAUGAAAAAUUAUUCGAGUUCCCGUUUCUUGUUUUUGACUCCGUCAUGGAAUCGUCCACGGUAAUCUCGAUCUGCGACGAGAGUUGGCAAAAGCAACGAUACCAAUUUUAUCAUCAAGAACAGUAGCGCGUUUCGCCGCUACGGUAAGUCUGGCAUUAAUUGUAACGAUAGCUACGUUCAGCAGAAAAAGCAGCUUUGCGACUGUUGUAAGUUUCCUUAAUAUUAUGAUUGGUUUAUAUAUUUAGAUUCAGUGAGAAACUAAAGGCAAGAACCAAUUAUAUUAAAGAAGCUUAUAACAGUUCCAAAGUUACUUUUUCUAGAUAUUGAACAUAGCCAAGCUCACAAAACACAUUGCAAACUACUGAUCGUUACUGAUGUUUUCAUUU